AUGCAUGGCCAUAAUUAUGGCUUUUUCAACGACAGGCCGCCUCGAAAACCGCAACGAAGAGUAGCUGCUCCACCAAGGCGAUUUCACAGUCCCACCGUACCUUUUCAAAACAGGCCCAGCACCGUUCAAACAAACUGCCCACCCCAUCCACUCGACUACUACACUCAACUACAGACAGAAAGACAGAAUUUGAUUCAAAUCCCCUUGCGCUUUAUACCGAUGGGACCGCCACCAAAAGUCCCAAAUAACUUUUGCAAACCAAACAUUCUUACGUGCAAGCCUCAGCCACCAUACGAUUCUAGUGCUGACUCACUGGAGGAAAAUUGGCUUGAAUUCAAGACAGAGACUGGCAAAAUUUAUUACUACAACAAUACCACGAAAGAAACCACGUGGAUUCGACCAAAUGCAAUCAUAAAAACAACCACAAAAAAUGCAUCCGUGAAAUGGAAAACAGCCACGAGUCCCGAGGGAAAAACAUAUUACUACAACACCGAAACAUUUGAAACUUCGUGGUUCGCUCCUGAAAGCAUAGACCAACCUCUUCCUUCAAAGAUGGAUCAAAUUGAAAAAACACUCCCUACAAAACGGGGUCAGGUCGAAAACGCACAAACAUCAAAAGCUGGCCAAAUAGAUGACUUGGAGAAGGCUAUACGAGCAACAAUUGGUGGUCAACGUGAACUUCAAAAGUUACCACUACAAAAAUCUUUGCCAAACCUAAGAGAGGAUUUGCCUGCCAGAAAAAGAAGAGAAGAAAUAUUUUCUGAAAUGCUUGAAUCUAAAUGUAAUCAAGGCAAAAUUGCUGUGACAGACUCUUGGGACUACGUAGUGAAGUUUAUUAACUCGGAUCCACGAUUUGGAAUUAUUACUAAAGGUAGCGAAAAAAGGAAAAUAUUUAAUACUUGGAAAGUGCAACGUAUGAACGCGGAACAGAAAGAAUUGAUCGUUGCUCGUAACAAAGCAAAAAGUGACUUAACAGCCUACCUGUUGGAGCAUCCAAAAAUGAAGACGGAUAUAAUAUACCGUACAGCGUGUAAAAGGUUUCAAGAACAAAAAAUUUGGCAAAUAGUAUCAGAUGAAGAUCGUCAAAUCAUUUUUGCAGAUGUGAAAAGAGUUGUUCAUAAACGGGCACUUGCAGCUGUUAAAAGCGCUCAGCAAAAAAAUCAUAAGGCACUUUUGGAUAUUUUCAAAGGAAUCAAAGAGAUCGACUACAAAACCACCUGGGCAAAAACUCAAAAAUUGUUGGCUGAAGAUGAGCGAUUUCAAAAAGCUUUUGACUUGCAAGAACUUCACAAAGAUGAUGCGCUUUUGAUUUUUGAGAAACACACUACUCAAGCGGAGAAAGCUCACGAAACGGAGAAGACUGCACAAGACAAUCUGACGCAAAGAACGAAACGAAAGAUUCGUGAAAACUACAUUGCACUGCUGGACGAACUACAUCAAAAAGGGAUAAUUCACUCCGAGUCGCGAUGGUCUUCGAUACGUCCUAUCAUUUCAUCGGACGUUCGAUUCAACAAUAUGUUUCUGCAAAAUGGAACCAAUGCUCUUGACAUUUUUAAGUUUUACGUCGAAGAUUUGAAAGACCGUAUCUCAACAAGAGCGUCCCUGAUAGCGAAGGCUUUAUCAGAGAAAGGAAAAGUUUUGCAGUUUGAUACGCCAUAUGAUCAAUUUGCCCAAUGGGUGCAAAUGAAUAACCGAAUUGAGAAAAUAGACGGAAGUACUCUGUUACGAUGUUACGAGUUACUAGCCCUCAAGGCUAUUCAAAAGAAAAAAGAAGAACGAAAACAAGAGAAGGAAGAGUUUUAUAAGUUUUUGGGUGCUCAAGCAGAUAUGAACACGGAUGCCGAGUGGAGUAAAAUUUUACCAAAAAUUGAAGGCAAACCAGCGUUUAAGGCGAUUGAAACGGACACUCUUCGUGAAAAAUACUUCGACGAUUACAUCAAGGAUUUACGGGCUGGCGGGAAAAGUGGCAAGGAGCGCAAACAUAAACAACAUGGGAAAAAGCAUUCGCGAAAAAAAAGAAAACACUCUUCUCGAGACCACGAACACAAGGCAAAGAAAACGAGACGCAAAUCCAUCAAAGAUAAAGAU
This is a messenger RNA of Mesorhabditis belari, 2088 nucleotides long. NCBI's taxonomy places the organism in Eukaryota, Metazoa, Nematoda, Chromadorea, Rhabditida, Rhabditidae. The record is from the annotation of a GenBank genome assembly.